GAACUAUCUCUAACUAAAACGACUACUCAAAAGUUAUUCACACCUUCACAUACCUACAUCGUGUUUAACACUACCUACACCUGUUCAAUAUGCCUGGACCUCCGAAUAAAAAACAGAAGCGGCAAGACUACCGUCAGGCCUUGAAAGAAAAUGGCACAACCAAUAUGCCUAAGAAGAAAUUCUAUCGCCAGAGAGCGCAUGCAAAUCCUUUUUCAGACCACAAGUUAACAUACCCAAUUAGACCCGACUGUAUGGAUUGGUCCACAUUCUUCCCAUCAUUUGCCGCAGACGCACAACCAAAUCCACUCCCACAGACAUCUGAAGAUGUCAAAGCGAUAUCGAAUCCACCACCGAAAAAAAUGACGAAGGAUGUCGAGGUUGUUGACAUAGGGUGUGGUUUUGGUGGCUUAUUAGUGGCCCUAUCUCCUGUUAUGCCGGAUACCUUGGUUGUGGGCAUGGAGAUCCGAUCUCAAGUAACGGAAUUUGUUCAAGAUCGCAUCAAAGCCCUUCGUGCGAAAGACCCUGAGCAAAAGAGGUUUCAGAACAUUGGCUGUAUACGGGCCAAUACGAUGAAGUUUCUUCCCAAUUUCUUCAGAAAGGGGCAACUAUCUAAGAUCUUCAUCUGCUUCCCGGAUCCUCACUUCAAACAGCGCAAGCACAAAGCUCGAAUCGUAUCUACUACAUUAAACUCGGAGUAUGCGUACGCCUUGAAGCUGGGUGGAAUCGUGUACACUAUCACGGACGUGGAGGAUCUUCAUAAGUGGAUGGUACAACAUCUUGAAGCCCACCCGUCGUUCGAAAGGGUAUCCGAAGAGGAGCAAGAUGCUGAUGCAUGUGUGAAAGUUAUGAGGACAGAAACCGAGGAAGGGAAGAAGGUUGAGAGAAAUAAGGGGCAGAAGUUUGUUGCCUUGUUUCGGCGUUUGGAAGACCCUCCGUGGUGAUAAUCAAUUGUAACAUAGGAAACAUCGAAGUUGUAGCAAUGUCUUGAGUAGGCGACUAGGUAUCUAUCUACCUAUGGACCUAUGUAUCUGGAUAUAAAAUCAAUUUGGGACUUGGGAAGGCCAUAAAUGAAUAGUAGAGAUACCCCUGUAUG
Molecule: messenger RNA, 1093 nt
Organism: Annulohypoxylon maeteangense
Lineage: Eukaryota; Fungi; Ascomycota; Sordariomycetes; Xylariales; Hypoxylaceae
Product: putative methyltransferase
Exons: 2
Coding region: 90-941 (283 amino acids)
Biological process (GO): RNA (guanine-N7)-methylation; tRNA methylation
Cellular component (GO): tRNA methyltransferase complex
Molecular function (GO): tRNA (guanine(46)-N7)-methyltransferase activity
Source: RefSeq, a predicted model, not a curated record